Rotaria sp. Silwood1 is the source of this 1023-nucleotide messenger RNA. Lineage: Eukaryota; Metazoa; Rotifera; Eurotatoria; Philodinida; Philodinidae. The record is from the annotation of a GenBank genome assembly.
AUGUCUAUUCACACUGAUGAAAAUGACGUAUAUAUAUGUGGUGGUAAAACCAAUCAUGAUCAUCAACCAAAUUCUGAUCUAAUUCAAACAAAACGUCUUCGACAAGAUAUGAAGCAACGUGAUUUAAAUGAAUUAACGCCAAUUGGUGCAAUUUAUGAAGAAGAAACAGCUAAAGCAUCAGUUGAUCGUACGAUUCUAGCCGCAUUCCCAACAAAUCAAGAAAUUCAUCAUGCGCUGUUUGCAACUCGUCGAAAACUCGAGCCUCCAUUCCCUAGCUCAUAUUCAUUUGGCAUUCCUGAUUUAUAUAAAUUAAUUAUCAAUAAAGAAAGAUUUUUACUUUUUGAUGAAUCACGUGCAAGACGUGAGCGUCUGUUGUUAUACGGGAGUGAUCUUCAAUUAAAUUUAUUGUUUGGUUCACAAACGAUAUAUAUGGAUGGCACAUUUUCAAAGACACCACCACAUUUUACUCAAGUAUUCAUUAUUCAUGCGAUUAACUUCGAUAAAUGUGUACCUUGUGUAUUUGGACUGACAAUUAAUAAAAAAAGUGCAACUUAUCGACAAAUGUUUUUCGAGCUCAAGCAAAUAGCUGCAGAGCGUCAAAAACAAUUUUCACCUCAAUUACUAUUAACAGAUUUUGAAUCUGGGAUUUUACCGGUUGUGAAGACAGAAACACUAUGGGUGUCAUUUUCAUUAUUCUCAGGCCAUAUCAGACAAAUUCAACGAUUAGGUCUUCAACAACAAUAUGUUAGAGAUGAAGUUGUACGUGGUCUUUGUAAAAAAAUCAUGUCUCUGCCAAUGAUGACGAUGGACACAAUUCUUGGUGGAUACGAUGAGAAUCGAUAUGAAGCUGAACAACUACCUGGCUCACCAAUCGAACCACUGUUAAGAUAUUUCGAAAAACAAUGGUUAUCUGAGAUCACUUUAUGGAAUGUUUCAACCACCAAUUCCUGCACCAACAACGUCUGUGAGGGUAAGAGUGAGACGGAAUCUAUUUCAAAAGCGAUGACUAUACUUUCUCAUUAA